This is a messenger RNA of Orycteropus afer afer, 2034 nucleotides long. The record is from RefSeq and is a predicted model, not a curated record. NCBI's taxonomy places the organism in Eukaryota, Metazoa, Chordata, Mammalia, Tubulidentata, Orycteropodidae.
CCUUCAUGAUGAGAGAUUUUGAGAUACAUCUCUAUCCUCAGUGUAGUUGAUAGUUUGGGUGGUGAAGAGAUGGCUGACAGUGUCAAAACCUUUCUCCAGGACCUUGCCAGGCUGGAUGCUCGAAUACAGCAAAAGAGGGAGGAACAGCGUCGAAGAAGAGCAAGUAGUGUCCUGGCACAGAGGAGAGCCCAGAGUAUAGAGCGGAAGCAAGAGAGUGAAACGCGUAUUGUUAGUAGAAUUUUCCAGUGCUGUGCUUGGAAUGGAGGAGUAUUCUGGUUCAGUCUCCUCUUGUUUUACCGAGUGUUUAUUCCUGUGCUUCAGUCGGUAACGGCACAAAUUAUUGGUGAUCCAUCACUACAUGGAGAUGUUUGGUCGUGGCUGGAAUUCUUUCUCACAUCAAUUUUCAGUGCUCUUUGGGUGCUUCCCCUGUUUGUGCUUAGCAAAGUUGUCAAUGCCAUUUGGUUCCAAGACAUAGCUGAUCUGGCAUUUGAAGUAUCAGGGAGGAAGCCUCACCCAUUUCCUAGUGUCAGCAAAAUAAUUGCUGAUAUGCUCUUCAACCUUUUGCUGCAGGCUCUUUUUCUUCUCCAGGGAAUGUUUGUGAGUCUCUUCCCCAUCCAUCUUGUUGGUCAACUGGUUAGUCUCCUGCAUAUGUCCCUUCUAUAUUCACUGUACUGCUUUGAAUAUCGCUGGUUCAAUAAAGGAAUUGAAAUGCACCAGCGGCUGUCAAACAUAGAAAGGAAUUGGCCUUACUACUUUGGAUUUGGUUUGCCCUUGGCUUUCCUCACAGCAAUGCAGUCCUCAUACAUUAUCAGUGGCUGCCUCUUCUCCAUUCUCUUUCCUUUAUUCAUUAUCAGCGCCAAUGAAGCAAAGACCCCUGGCAAAGCGUACCUUUUUCAGUUGCGCCUCUUCUCCUUGGUGGUCUUCUUAAGCAACAGACUAUUCAACAAGACAGUCUACCUGCAGUCUGCUCUGAGUAGCUCAACCUCUGCAGAGAAGUUCCCUUCACCACAUCCAUCUCCUGCCAAACUGAAGGCUGCUGCAGGCCACUGACUUCACCUGCCAUCCACAGGGGAUGAGUGGGAUUGGAAGGAGGGUGUGGCAACUCUUUUCCCUUUUCACUUCCGCUUACCCUGGGGAAGGCAGGACCCACUCUGCCAAGGCCAUUUGCAUAUUCCCUUCUCUCUAAGGAGUUGGAAUUUUGUCUCUGGCGCACUUAGGCAGAAACUUCCUGACACCAGUAUGUGAAUUUUAAACACAGUGAGUCUGGAAGGACCAUGAAUUUUUCUGUAGCUUUUUUCUAGCAUUUGCUGGACCCUGUGCCUGGACUGAUUUGAAUAUUUUGUUUUCUUCCUGUGCCAUUUACCCUCCCACUUCCCCUUCCUGCCUUCCACCCUUGGAUGAGUGGAUUUUGUAAAUCUAACUUGUAAUUUGUGGAUUUGUUAUUAUUUUUGUUUUUUUGUGAAGCACACACAUUGGAUGUGGCUGGUGAAGGAGUAUCUCUGUUGCUCCUGGUCACUCCCUUUAUAGCCAUCACUGUCUUGUUUUUUUGUAACUCAGGUUAGGAUUUGUUCUCUCUUGUUCCGCUGCAAAAACAAAGAAAAAAAAUGAUACUGAAGAGGUGAGACUGGAGGAAAGACCUCACAGCCAGACCUGUUGGGGUUUUAGGAGUGAUUUUGUUAAUUUCUCCUUGAAGGGGAAAGGAUUUCUUCACUGGUACGUAAAGUACCCCAGCUACGGGGAGUUACCAAUUCUGGACAAGUGCCACUGCAACAGAAUGCUCAGAGAACCUGAACUUUAAUGGAGGACUGAAAUUUACUAUUGGCCAUUGCCGGAUUUGUCUGGUGUUUCAAAGGAAUAUUGGGUGCUGCAAAUAGGAACUAAAGGGGUAAAUUUAUUAAACCCAUUGAACCUGUGAUUUACUGGCUUUUUUCCUGUCAUUUUAAUAGACUAAAUAUGGGGUGGGGGGAAAGGAUAUAAAAACAUUUGUAUAGUUUACUACCACAAUUAAACAUCAGCUGGUUUCCCACAAAGUGU